AUGGCCUCCAUCGAAUCACUCCUCAACCCACUCCCAGACCGAACCGGGUCAAAAAAUCACCACGAAGAUGACGCCAACAUCUCAUACUUCCAUCGCUCCAGCAUAACAUCUCUCCCUGACCGUCGGAUGAGCAACAACACCUUCAGCCAAUCUCAAUCUCAGAUUACGUCCAACAAAAAGCCCAGGGUAGCAAAAGAUGCACCCAUCUUCAUUCCCGGGAGCGUCAGGGGUGAAGUCCGCUACCGGCCUUGCGCUGACCAAGUUGAAGCAACGAUGAUGGAAGAACAUGCGAAAUUCAGCAUUUAUCCGCCCAUCGAUGAGAUUGCGGAUUAUCCGAGACAUAUUCCGUACAGCAGUGAGAAGAAGAGUUUGAUGGAGAAGACGGGAAGGGAGAGUUUUGAGGUAUUUCAAUAUACGUUCAAGCUGCCUGGUGAUGAGAAGGUCUGGACGAUGAUGUGGGAUUACAAUAUUGGGCUUGUUCGGAUCACGCAUUUGUUCAAGUGCCUUGAUUAUCCGAAGACUACACCGGCCAAAAUGCUGAAUUCCAACGAAGGCCUUCGAGACAUCUGCCACAGCAUCACUGGAGGUGCACUAGCCGCACAAGGAUACUGGAUGCCUUUUGAGACUGCUAAAGCGGUCGCAGCAACCUUCUGCUAUAACAUUCGCUUCGCACUUACACCCCUAUUCGGCACUGACUUCCCAUCCCAAUGCAUCCAACCACACGAGCGCGCAUUCGGCAAAAUGACCAUUGACGCCAAAAUCAUCAAGCGAGCCACAGAGCUUUCCAGGCGUUAUUGCCAAAUGGAAUUUGAGGCGAAGAGCAUUGUGCACUCACAGAAUCGGCCGAUGUCGCCUAACGAUGUGGCGACCGGGUUGCAUGGCGCCGCUGGUGUAUGGUCUGAGGGCAAUACAUGUUCUUCCAACAAUACAUUUACGCCAAUAAAUAUGUCAUCAGACCAGACUAGCCUUCCGCGAGUCUCCCCGCAAUCCAAGAUCUUAAAGUCUGAUACGCUUCCAUCAAUCAAGGAGGCGUUGGGCGUUGAGAGCUUUGAGUAUUUGUGUGCCAAUCCACUCAAACGGCGAAUAUUGAAUGAUGUUCAUGUUCACGAUGACGGUCAGCAAUUGAAGAUUACUUCCAGACCUCUUAUAAACAUGGCCAGAUUACCAAUAUCGUUGCGAAAGCGUUGUGCAGAGAGUGGAGAUGAUGAGGAUGGUUGUUUCACUGAUGAAGCGAGCCUGGACAAUAGUGCAUCCUCGUACAUCUCCGAGUCUAAUACCGACUCUUCCGAAUCUGAUUCAGAUGCCAUAUCCGAGCUUGAUAUCAGCUCGGAAUGCUCCAUCUUGAGCAAGGCAACCCAGUCACGACACGACAAGAAACAUAUCCGGAAAGAGAAGAGGAAACGAAAGACUACUUCGAAGCGAUCAUCUCGACACCAGCUUCAGCAAAAGCAAGUGGUUUCCCCUUUCUCACCGCCGCCAACGGCACCGUUAUCAUCUUCCUCGGCCUCGCCAACGCCAGUCAAACACCGUCACAAUCAUCACAGCAAGACGAAGAGACACAGUCGCGGCGACGAACUGACCGCUGCAGAGACCCUACUAGCUCUUCGCAGCGGCUCAAGUACACUUAGCGAAAACGAGAGCGAGGAUGAGCGCGUAUCCGCAAAGAAUGCAAAGAAGCGGUGUCGCCACAGUCAUCAACACAGGCAGAGGAGACACAAAGCUGGUGCUCAAGCAGAGAUAGAGAGAUUUAGUCUUGCGGUUAAUUCGCAGUCGGAUUUGAUUGAGCGGAUGGCUAAGAGGUUGCGAAGAGCUAGUUUCUGA
Talaromyces amestolkiae is the source of this 1821-nucleotide messenger RNA. RefSeq lists its product as uncharacterized. Lineage: Eukaryota; Fungi; Ascomycota; Eurotiomycetes; Eurotiales; Trichocomaceae. The coding region runs from base 1 to 1821 and encodes 606 amino acids. The record is from RefSeq and is a predicted model, not a curated record. Gene Ontology annotation, molecular function: DNA binding. The transcript has 4 exons.